AUGUUAGCGGCUAUUUUCUCAAGCCAGUAUUUGUUUUGCAGUGGUCUUUGUCGUGGUGACUUGGAUCAUGUGGAUAUGACCGAACGUUUCAACGCCUUCUUGGAGGCUCGGAAAUGCGAGAUGGAUACGAAUUUGCCCAACUUCGAAUCGCUUCUUCCAAUAGCGGAUGUACUGGAGCUGGAGCGAUAUCCGAAACCAUCAAGCAAACUCAAAUUGUUCGCUUUCAACGAUAACAAUAAGAUCACAGUAACUGCUUACAAGCAGAUUUUUGAUUCGGUCUACUCGAGACGACUGGCUGUUGGUGGUGUUCAAUGGACCACCGAAUUCAUCGAUCGUUUCUUCUAUAAUAUCACUGCCCACCGUCCCGAAUGGGCUGUAUGCUAUCAGUUGAAAAAGAGCUGUCACUUAGUGCUGUCGGAUGGCUUCAUUGUGGCUGGCAAGUACUCGCAACAACACCUAUCAUCUGCAGAUGCAUUACUUUUCGAUUAUAUGAUCAAAAAACGAAUGAUUAAAAAGACCUAUCGCCGUGACAAUCAAGCCCAAUGCAGUGCCCAACGAUUCCUCUAUUCAAUAAAUAAAGCCGCUCCAAAACCGCACUCUUUCACCACACUCUUAUUUCGUCUCACAAAACUUCUCACUAGCACGUUCUGGUUGGAUAUCUGGUUAUUGGUGACGGCAACGAUCCGAGGUGCUCUCACACAACCAAUAAUGGUCGGUGGAACGUGUCAAUUCUCGAGGAUCAAACAUCGAGAGAUAUGCUCUUUGGAGUAUCCAAUCUACGAGAUAACGCUCACCGAAAAGCACAAUUUCAUGCUCAACGAUGGUGUUUGUUCAAGGGAAAUUCAAAUAAUGCCAUUCCCAGAUGCAUCACUUCAUCUGUUUCUCACCGAUAAUGCGUGUGCAAAUUUAACAAAAAAGAGUGCACAUAGUUUCACACCAAGACGCAUAUCGGAAUGUGAACGUAUGACACCAAUGUAUCGUCGACGCCGUCAGGAUCUUGACUAUACAAGAAUUCAUCCUCAGGUUUGUUUUAAAAAAUAA
Anisakis simplex (herring worm) is the source of this 1041-nucleotide messenger RNA. Lineage: Eukaryota; Metazoa; Nematoda; Chromadorea; Rhabditida; Anisakidae. The record is from the annotation of a GenBank genome assembly.